Messenger RNA from Toxorhynchites rutilus septentrionalis, 1050 nucleotides. RefSeq names its product nucleosome assembly protein 1-like 1. The transcript has a single exon. Gene Ontology annotation, cellular component: nucleus; chromatin. The coding region runs from base 53 to 985 and encodes 310 amino acids. NCBI's taxonomy places the organism in Eukaryota, Metazoa, Arthropoda, Insecta, Diptera, Culicidae. Gene Ontology annotation, biological process: nucleosome assembly. The record is from RefSeq and is a predicted model, not a curated record. Gene Ontology annotation, molecular function: chromatin binding; histone binding.
AUUUGAUACGUUUCGGUUGCUUAGCAGUGAAACAAUCAAAAGAUCGGAAAAAAUGGAAUCCUCUCAAUCGGUGCGCUCGGACCGCGAAGAAACUUUGAUCCGCCAGAUAUCCUGUCUGGAUCUGAAAAUCAAGCAAAUCAAGAAAAUAGCCAACCUGGCACCGGCUGUGCGGGCGAAAAUCGAAGCACUCAAAAGAACCCAGCAGGAACUGCUGGAGCGGGAAGCGGAGUUCCACCGGAAGGUUCACUCCCUGGAAGUCGAGCAGCAGAAAGUUUACGACGAGGUCAACGACAAGAGACGCCUGAUUGUGACCGGAUCGGGCGUGCCUCCGAUGGAGGGAGUUCCGGAGUGCAACGAUGAUGCGGCGGAUCAAUCCAGCGGUAUUCCGGAAUUCUGGCUGACGGUUUUCAAGAUGACUCCGGUGCUGCAGACGAUGAUCCGCGAGGCGGACGAGGAAGCUUUGAAGCGCUUGGUAGAUGUCAGGGUUGUGCUCAAGAAUGACCCCCAGCCGGGUUUUGUGCUGCUGUUCGAGUUCGAGCCGAACGAGUUUUUUAACGAUCGUGUUUUGAAGAAGGAGUAUAUGAUGAAAUGUGUUCCGGAUGCGGACAAGCCAUUCGCCUUCAAUGGGUUUGAAAUUUACGACACCAUCGGGCAGGAUAUUGACUGGAAGGAGGGAGCCAAUUUGACUAAGCUGAGAGUGAGGGACGAAAGUGGAUUGGCGCAUGAGGUGGUAACCACGAGUUUCUUCAAUUUUUUCAACCCGAAGGAUCUGUUCGAGGAAAAUUCUCUCGUAAGUGUUCAAUUCCUGGAGACCGAUUUCGAGAUUGGUUACUAUAUCAAGGAACGUGUGAUUCCGAGAGCAACAUCGUUUUUCGUAGGCGAAAUCGACGACACCGAUUUGGACGACUUUUCGGAUUCACCGGAAUCAGAAAGCGUUAGCGGUACUUUCGAUUUGGAGGCAGAACCAGCUGCAACAGAAUUAUAAACAUGUUCAUACAAAGAUUGUAAAUCAUAACGCUUGAAUAAAUAUAUCUUAUCUUGACAAGUCAA